AUGGACCGGGGACGUCUCCGGGAGUUCGUGUCGGCGCACUGCGACGUGGGUGAUGCGCUAUUUGUGCCGCGCCGCGACUUCAGCAAGGCAUUCAAGGACUGGCGGGGAGGGAGAGCGGCUCCCAAGGGCCUCCCCGAGGCGAUGGAUGCAUUGGACUACAAGCAAUCCACGAAACCGUGGGGCCCGGACAGGAGGAACACGGGCGUGUACCUAGGCGUUCGUCUGCGCCAACAGCCGAUCGUCGAAGUCGAGCCCGCGGGUCCGGAAGACGCUGCGACCGAGCGACCCGCCGAGGAAGUUACCAUCGCCGUGGUCGACAAUGCGAGGGACGUGUUCCUCGAGAACCACCUCUUCGGAGAGGAUUUGAGCGGCUCUCGCAUCAGAAAGACCGCCGAUACGCCCCCGAAGAUCAGCAUCCUCGACCUGAUCGCCAUGGUGACUGGUACAGUCAAUCCCGCCAAAUCGUGGGCGGAUCUUUCGAGACGUUUUGCAGCAGAGGAUGUACGGGUUUUGUCGGGUUUCGCGAAGUUUGCGGGGCAGGGGCAGACCGACACUCCGGUCACGAACGCAGCAGGCGUGGUCAUUAUCAUCAACGCCCUCGGCGGCGCGAGGGCCGCAAAGUUUCGCCAGAAGUUCGCCGACACCCUCGUCCGCUACUUGGGCGGAGACGAGACCCUGAUCGCCGAGAUCCGCAGCAUACACGAGGCGCAGGAGCAGCUCCCGGACGGCCACCCGCUGAGGCUCUUCGGCCGAACCGUGGAGGCGGAGAGGGCGCCCGAGCGCGACGACGCGGACGAGGCGCAGUGCGCGCUCAAGCGCCAGAAGCUGCAGAACGAGUGGGACCAGGAGAUCCAGCGCGGGAAGCAGAUCAAGGCGGAGGGUGAAGCCGAAGCCGCGAGGCACGAGGCGGAGUUACGCACCAUCAAGCUGCAGGACUGCGAGCAGACCGUGGAGGCGAAGCACCGCAUCCUCGCCAUCCUCUCCGCCGGGACCGGCUCGGCGGCACCGCCCGCGCUGACCGGAAUGCUCAGCGCCGCACGCCACAACUUGGCCUCGCAGACCCUGGCGCAGCUGACCGUCCUUUCGGGGGACGUGGCAUCCGGAUCGCAGAGCGGCCCCCUCGCCAUCCAGGCAGCUCCGGCCCCCGUGGCUACGGCCAAGCGCGUCACCGUGCAAGAGAUUGGGCGCGACGUCCUGCGCCUCCGGUCCCGCGACAUGGCGAGCGCGCAACUCUCCAAGGUCGGCCACGCCGUAGCCGCGCGCUGGCUCAACACCCCCGGCAACGGGAGUCUGGACCAGAAGAGCCAGAACCAGUGGGAGCGCACCUACAAGGACGGCCCCGUCGUCAGGAGAGAGUCCGUCCGCGAGGUCACUCCGGACAUGCUGGCGACCCACCGCAUCAAGUUCUCGCAGGCGUACCUGGGGGCCAACGAAGUGGGCAUGGGGCAGGCGUUCGACGUAUGGACGUAUCCAGAAAAAGAGGCCCAGGAGAUGAUCGAGCGAGCUUUCGAGAGCGUCAGGGAUUCGGAGUAUUACCAGUCGAUGGAAACGACCCAGCAGGAAUGGGACAAACUCUUGACCGCCGCCAACGGUGGAAACGGCUUCGCCAUAGACCACAUCGUCGAAGGCCGGCUGAGGCACACGUUGCCCGCCUCUCUGAGGGAGGCGUACGAGGACCAGUGCUUCCUGAUGUGGUCCCGCGACGGUGAGUACGCGGACGACGUGAAGGCGGCCGCAGCCGCUCACGAGCCCACCGAGUCGGCCGCCUUUCGAGACGAAGACAUUUCCGUGCUCGACGUGCGCUUCGUGGAUGCUGCUUCCGCCUGCAGAUUCAUCGGGCUCGGCGUGGAAGGUGAAUACGACAUCAGCAUCUCGUUCCACCCGCGGAGCGCCAAGCCCAUCCGGGUACUGCUCCGAGAGGAGGAAGGCGUCGACGGGGACGGAGAGAAGUUCGAAAGAUCGAAGAUGUGGGAGGCGUCCGGCUUCAAGCUGGUCAGGGAGUGGACGUCUCGGUCGAGCAUAGCGUCCGUGCGCUCCAGGAAUUCACUCGACGGCCGCCCACCGACGAAGGCCCAUAACGACGCUUUCAAAGGCCGGACCGUCGUCUACGCCGUCAGGACGCUCCCCCAGAAGAUGCAGAACAAGUCGGGCAGAGGAGCCGAAGCGAGUCUGGAGGUGCGCUUCGGAGUGAGGGAACCCCUCCCGGAUGCCGAAGACUCUUCCCUCGUGGUGAGGGUCUCGACGUGCGGCCGUAUACUGACGCGUCCGGAGAAGGGUUGCUCCAGCAUCCGCGCGGCGUCCUCGGUGCGUAUCGCUAGCACCGCAGGCGCAUGCAGCCUGAUAGACUGCGACGCGGGCGGUCAACGAGAAGGCAGCGCAGUCUACUGUAACUGGCAAUUCGGCGGCCACGUGUUCGAAUGCGGGCGCACGGCGGUGACUCCGCUCGGGUCGCCUUCGGCGGAGCUGAGCUCCACAUCGUUCUGGCUCCUGGCCGCGAGGGUCAUCCGCACCAUGACGAUUGACUGGGACAACGAGCUCACGGACGCGAGCGAAGCAGAGGACAAGAGGGGGUUCAGAGCCAAAUUCUCGCGGAUCUUCUCCGACGACAGGUCCGCGCGCCCCGUGCUCUCUCACAAGCGCAUGGAUGUGUGUUUCAUGGGAGACUCGACAUUCAUCGACCGUCUGGAGAGGCAGGGCAUCCUCCGUCGGGUCCGGAAGAACAACGUGAGUUGGAACAAGACCCUGACGGACAACAUGAAGGUGCACAGGGCGAGCCUGGUCGCAUCCGCCCGGUUCUGA
Molecule: messenger RNA, 2799 nt
Organism: Klebsormidium nitens
Lineage: Eukaryota; Viridiplantae; Streptophyta; Klebsormidiophyceae; Klebsormidiales; Klebsormidiaceae
Source: the annotation of a GenBank genome assembly